Messenger RNA from Stomoxys calcitrans (stable fly), 3307 nucleotides. RefSeq names its product myosin-G heavy chain. The record is from RefSeq and is a predicted model, not a curated record. Gene Ontology annotation, molecular function: protein binding. The transcript is spliced from 6 exons. Lineage: Eukaryota; Metazoa; Arthropoda; Insecta; Diptera; Muscidae. The coding region runs from base 505 to 2106 and encodes 533 amino acids.
UAACGGUCAUCAUCAAAGCAAGAAGCCAGCAUUAAGUGAAGCUCAAAAAGAAAUUUAAACAACAACUACAACGAGAAGUGGAAAAAAAUAUCUCUAAGGGAAGUGUUAUAAAAUUGUUGUUUCCUGGUGAAAAAUAAAACCAAAUUAAGAAAUGAAAAUUAUAAAAUAGCAAUUUUAGAAUCGAAAAAUUAAAAAAAGAUUGAAAACGGUUGUGUAUUUGUCCAAAAGAGUGGUAAACAAAAAUGAUUAUUUAAGACCAUCUCCAACGAAGAGUUCGGUUCUUAGUUUUGUAACACAUCGCGUUUUUUGUGUGGUUAAAGUGCAUACGAAAAAAUCGAAAGGAUUUACUGUGUUUUUUUGAUUUAAAGUUAUUUUUUAUUAUUUCACUAGAAGAUUUAAUUCAAGUCUCGCCCCUCACACCCAUCAAAGUUAAAGCAAAGGGAAGCAUAAGCUGGGGGCAAAACUAAUUUCAAAUUGUUAAGUUUAAUUAAUAAUGGAAGCAGCAUGUCCAACUCCGUAGUUACUUUGUCUUCAUUUAAUCUAUUGUUUCUCACACAAGUGCUAACCGUAUUGACAUCAACUAUCAAAUACAACGAAUACGUGACCGAUAAAGGUGAAAAUAUUUCAAUACCAUGUAUUGCCGAUGGUAACAUCAUGUGGGUCAAAGAGAAUGGCAGCAACAACAACACAAUAAUACAGACGGGUAAAUAUUUAGUUCUUACAAAUGUCUCGGCAUCGGAUAGAGGGGUAUAUGUCUGUUUUGCCGCUGUGACACCACGCAAAAGCAUUCCCAGCAGCCACAGAAACGAUGUUCGCCAGCCCCUUGAAGUGGACGAACAUGAAGAAAGUAAAGAUGAAAAUGCACUCGAAAGCGAUACAGGCACCGCACAGCCUACACUAGAACUUAAUGAGAAAAACAAAAAUGCUUCAACUACCUCAAUGCUUCCAAUGCCUAGUGAUGAUACCGGCAGUGUAACAUCACAAUCGUCAUCCACAUUCACACCAUCAAAAGUCACAGCCACAGCUUCAAAUUCAACACCAAUGCCUGCAUCAGCUUCAAUAAACAACAGCAGCAGCAAUGCAACAACAUCACCGGUCACUGGUGUCAGUUCUACAAAUAUCACCAGCACUACCACUAGUAACAGCAGCAGCAGCAUUAGCAUCAGCCACAGUAGUAGAAGUAGUAGCAAUAGCAAUAACACCACUUCCAGCAACAGCAACAACAACAGCAAUAGCAGUAGUAGCCUUAGUGAAUUGACAACAUCGUCCUCACUACUUCCGCACUCCGAAGUGAUGCCCGAUGGUGAGGAUGACGAUGUAAUACAAGAAUUUCAAGCAUUUCAAAAAAUCAAUCUAACCGUUCGUACCCCACCUGGCCCAGUUUCCCAGCUGUACUUUAAGGCCUCUACCAUAUUAGGUUUCCUAGUGUGGCGUUUCAAUAAAACCAAUUCCGGUGGCUAUCCGGUGCGUAGUUUUACGGCGGAGUUUCGAAAUGUUUCCUACGAUACACCGCCCUACAAUACCAGUUUCGAACAUGAGUGGAGUCGAAUGGAUCCCAUUAAUAUAGCACCAAAUGUGCGACAAAUGGAGGUCUAUCGUCUGGAGCCCAACACCACAUACGAGUUUCGUAUGUGGGCCAAUAAUCACUUGGGAAGUGGUGAAGUUGUUACCACCAACGUUACGACGUUACCGGAAACGAAAGAAGAAGAUUUAAUACGCCUUAUACAACCCGAUUUAGAUAAUUUUGAUCCACGUAUUUGGAUUGUUGCUGUCAGUAUAGUACUUGGAACAUUUGUGAUAUUAGCUAUUGGAUUAUGUAUAGUUCUAACGAGAGAGUGCUAUCAAUCAUCUCAAGCGGAAUUUGAAAACGGCUGGGAUAGCAUCGAAUUGAUACCGAAUAUCAUUUUAAAUCCUGGUUUCUCUGAAACGGAUGACGGCCAAUCGCCCCCCAUCACGGCUGUUCCCCUGCCCACAUUCUCACGCAACAUCGUCUUUGGCGAUGACAGUGACAGCUGUGACUCGGAAUCGGACCAUGAGCCUCGCAUGGAGAAAUUCAAACGUAAGUUAUCGGUAUUCUUUACAGAUCCCACCAUCAAGCGUAUUUGAGAGUACAAAGUGACGACUGUUACUACGAGGAACUUCUUAUUGUUAUUGAUUUAGUACAGUACAUCGCUGUACAGUACGAUACAUUGUUAAUUAUUUGUUUACAUUUGAUUUUAAGUAUGUAUUUAAUUAAAACAUUACGAAUACAACAUGAACAACAACAAAUCUCUAUUUAUUUAUGGAGUUUUUUUCUAAGAAAUUUUUAUGCGAGCAAAAGAAACACUGUAAAAAAAAUGAACAAAACCAAACUCAAACAACCCAACAAUAAAUUUAGCAUUAAAACAAUUUAAUGAAAUUAUCAAAAUGAAAUGUGCUUAUGGUUAAAAUUGUUAUAAACAAAUGAAACUUAAAAACAAAACACAAAUCCAAAACCCAAAAGGAAUAAAAACCAACUUACACCACUAAAAUUGACUUAACCUAAGAAAUUUGUUAAGAUUCUGAACGAGCUUUUGUUACAAAAAAGAAAAAACUAUUAAGACAUAUAUAAAUCAACAAAAAAGAUACAAAAUUCAAAUGAGCUAACAUGAUGAGCUAGUUAUUAAAAGCAAAUUCCAAUUCUGUUUUCAUUUUUUUAGCAAUUAAUUUCUAAUCAAGCAGAGAGAUCAAAAACGAAGUACUGCAUCAAACAAAAUAAGAUGUUCCACAAUGUUGUUAGAUAAGGCUUAUGUGGCAAUCUGCAAUCAGGCCUACUUGGAUACUUAAUUCCAUUGUGAUACCACAGGAACUGGAGAACGAAUUUGCCAUCUAGGUCUUACCUUUGAACCAGCCAGAUCGUGAUUCAAGCGCUCAAAGAAAUAACCUAAGGUGGAAUACAUUCUGCUUGAGAUUUUCUACAGCAUGCAUGUCCUCCAGUCUGUUAAAGUCAACGACAAUGAAAGCGGUAAAUCUCUUCAUCCGUUGCGCUUCGAAUCUUAUUUCGAAGAAUUAGCUUGCCUGUCACUAAAGGCACACUCAAAGUUUGUGGUUCCCCUAGGGGAUUUCAGGCAUUGUAUCAAGAAUAAUACAGUGUUUGCAGGCGGUGCUUGAUUUAAAAGAAUCACAAUAUUAGUGCAAGAUCAUAUCAAGAGUCGCUAGAAUAAUACUCAGUUAAUCAGAGGGUGUUGUCCUCAAUGCGAUUGCAAUGUAUAAAUUAGUCAUACUUCGGGUAACCCCCGAAUAUUAUAUGGGCAGAUUUUUAAUGUUUCGAGAAUAAUAUGGCGAGAAG